ACGCGCCCUAAAGCGCUGCCGACUUCGUUUCCCUCGCUGUUCUUCUCCAGUUCUCCAGCAAUGGCGCUGUUCCCCCAGCGGAAGUAGGAGCCGCUUCAAGCCCGUCCGAGUCCUUCAGUGAUGGCGGCGCACGCGGCGACCGGCGCGAAAACGGCUACCAACGAUGUGAGCCACAAGCGGAGGAAGGGCCCCGGUGCGCUCGCCACCGUCUACCUUGUCAUUUACAACGUGGUUAUGACGGCUGGGUGGCUGGUCAUAGCUGUGGGGCUGGUUCGUUCAUAUUUGGCCAAAGGUAGCUACCAUGGGCUUUACUACUCAAUAGAGAAGCCUCUGAAGUUCUUCCAGACUGGUGCGGUGUUGGAGAUAUUGCACUGUGCUGUGGGAAUCGUGCCCUCGUCCGUGGUGCUCACAGGGUUCCAGGUUAUGUCUCGAGUGUUUCUCACCUGGGCAGUGACCCACAGCGUCAGAGAGGUUCAGAACGAAGACAGCGUCCUGCUCUUCGUGGUGGCCUGGACCAUAACAGAGAUUAUCCGUUACUCCUUCUACACAUUCAGCCUCUUGAACCACCUGCCAUACCUCAUUAAAUGGGCCAGGUACACCCUCUUCAUCGUGCUCUAUCCCAUGGGCGUUACAGGGGAGCUUCUCACAAUCUACUCAGCUCUGCCUUAUGUUCAGAAGACUGGCCUUUAUUCCAUCACCCUGCCCAACAAGUAUAACUUCUCUUUUGACUACCACACCUUCCUCAUCCUCACCAUGAUCUCCUACAUCCCUUUGUUUCCCCAGCUGUACUUCCACAUGAUGCGUCAGAGGAAGAAAGUGCUUGGACACCUGGAGGAGCACAGCAAAAACGAGUAGAAGCAUGGGAAAGGGCCCGAUCCAGAGCAGGAACAGAUCUCACGAUAUCAGCGUAACCUGACCAAAUGCAUUCUCUCUAAAAGAGCCCAACUUUUAACUGGAAUCAUUGCCAAAUGCACUACUGUAUAUGAAUUCUGUCAAGACAGUAAGCUCUCUUCCCUUUGUGCUAAAUUUGUGAUAGAAAUGAUGUAACUUGUUAUCCAGAAAUGGCAGAUGCUAUCAGAAUGUUUACCGUAUUAAAUUUGUAUUACACUAAUACUGUUGCACUGAGUCAAUUUGAUAGGGGUUGAGUUGUUGGUUUUUAUGGUAUGUAAUUUAAAAACAUUCAGUACUGAGAGGUAAACGGUUAAAUUUCAUGCUCUUGGUGUUAUGAGGGGAGAAAGCUAAUCAUGCCCAUUACAGUAUCGGCAUCUCGGAGCAUUCCAACAAUUAUUUUAAUAUUUCUCAUCACUCUGCACGAAUAUGAAUAAAACUGGGCUACCUCUUUUUGCUUCUCCACAAGAAAUUCAUUUUAGGGAUAAGUACUUUUUUCCUUCAAAUAGUGUCUUAAUUUUUGUAAUUACCGUAGCCACAUUUUUCCAGUGUGUAGCUCCAUCUCAGAUUAGGGUCUCAGUAAUUUGUGUACAGUUUGAAUUGUCUGUCCUGUAUAUCUGGCUGAUCUGUUUGACCAUUUUACCAUCUCUAUACCUAUUGUACUGGUGGCAUUACAUAAGGCAGCCCCCCAAGUGCAAAAAAUAAUGCAACAGUUUUUCAAAACAUUCAUAAUUUUUGUAACAUGCUAGUUUUCUCUGAAGUUCAGUUAAUAAAAUGUUGGCCCUGCAUGGCCAGGAAGCACUGCACACAGUUCCAUCUGAACUGGAUUUCUAGCCUACAGUUAUGGGAUUAUUUCCAUUGACUGGAAAUCACACUGUGUGUACUGGGUAUUUUGUGUAUGUACUGCCAUUACUCCUUGGGAAGGGCUACCUUUUGAAACACUGCGGUUGUUCACAGUACUAGUAUAGAGUUGACCUGGUAAAGUCUACCAGUUUUUAUGGAGUAGUUUAUCCAUACAAUUUUUUUUUUUUAAAUGGAAAGUUGAGUUUUUGUUGUGUUUAGCAAACUCCAUGUACAUUUUACUCAGAAUACAGAGCUGCCUGCUGUAGUUCACACCAGAAUUUUGACAUUUGUCUUUGGGAGUUUGUCCAGAAACGUCGGCAUGGACAGCGACUGGAAUCGGAAUGUGUUUAAAGUGUGACGUUGCAUGCAAACAGUGAAUGGAGCCCUUGGCUCCCCAGUGUCAGCCUUGUAACACUUGUGCAUGGGAUCAUUUCCUUGACGGUGUGUGUGACACGACUUUGUACAAUAUAGCAACCGAUAUGACAAGUAUAUAUUUCCAAUAAAUGCUGAAUGUGGGAAGAAAAAACAA
Molecule: messenger RNA, 2260 nt
Organism: Scleropages formosus (Asian bonytongue)
Lineage: Eukaryota; Metazoa; Chordata; Actinopteri; Osteoglossiformes; Osteoglossidae
Product: very-long-chain (3R)-3-hydroxyacyl-CoA dehydratase 2-like
Exons: 7
Coding region: 121-855 (244 amino acids)
Biological process (GO): fatty acid elongation; very long-chain fatty acid biosynthetic process; sphingolipid biosynthetic process
Cellular component (GO): endoplasmic reticulum membrane
Molecular function (GO): 3-hydroxyacyl-CoA dehydratase activity
Source: RefSeq, a predicted model, not a curated record